Hipposideros armiger (great roundleaf bat) is the source of this 3511-nucleotide messenger RNA. It is a transcript of the gene UBQLN4, whose product is annotated as ubiquilin 4. The transcript is spliced from 11 exons. The record is from RefSeq and is a predicted model, not a curated record. NCBI's taxonomy places the organism in Eukaryota, Metazoa, Chordata, Mammalia, Chiroptera, Hipposideridae. The coding region runs from base 127 to 1932 and encodes 601 amino acids. Gene Ontology annotation, molecular function: polyubiquitin modification-dependent protein binding. Gene Ontology annotation, biological process: ubiquitin-dependent protein catabolic process. Gene Ontology annotation, cellular component: cytosol.
AGGGGAGGAGAGGGGAGUGUUGGAGGCGCCCGAGCCGAGCCGAGCCGGGCCGGCGGGGCGGGAGGGGAGGAGGAGGAGGAGCCGGAGCGGGCUGGCGGGCGGCCGGGUGGCGGCGGCGGCGGCGGCAUGGCGGAGCCGAGCGGGGCCGAGACGAGGCCCCCCAUUCGGGUCACCGUCAAGACCCCCAAGGACAAGGAGGAAAUUGUGAUCUGCGAUCGAGCCUCGGUCAAGGAGUUCAAAGAGGAAAUCUCACGGAGGUUUAAGGCACAGCAGGAUCAGCUGGUCCUGAUCUUCGCAGGCAAGAUCCUCAAGGAUGGGGACACCCUGGACCAGCAUGGGAUCAAGGAUGGGCUCACUGUCCAUCUGGUCAUCAAGACCCCUCAGAAGGCUCAAGAUCCAGCUGCCGUCACCGCUUCUCCCCCCUCCACUCCAGACCCUGCCUCAGCACCCUCCACCACGCCCGCCUCACCCGCCACCCCUGCUCAGCCCUCCACCUCUGGCAGUGCCACCUCGGAUGCUGGCAUUGCAAGCCGAAGGAGCAGUGGGGGGGGCCCUUCCCCAGGGGCUGGGGAGGGCCCUCCCAGUGCUGCUGCAUCCAUACUCUCUGGCUUUGGGGGCAUCCUGGGCCUGGGCAGCCUGGGCCUGGGCUCUGCCAACUUCAUGGAGCUGCAGCAGCAGAUGCAGAGGCAGCUGAUGUCGAACCCCGAGAUGCUGUCGCAGAUCAUGGAGAACCCACUGGUCCAGGACAUGAUGUCCAACCCCGACCUGAUGCGCCACAUGAUCAUGGCCAACCCCCAGAUGCAGCAGCUCAUGGAGCGCAACCCCGAGAUCAGUCACAUGCUCAACAACCCCGAGCUCAUGAGGCAGACGAUGGAGCUCGCUCGCAACCCAGCCAUGAUGCAGGAGAUGAUGCGGAACCAGGACCGGGCCCUCAGCAACCUGGAGAGCAUCCCUGGGGGCUAUAACGCUCUCCGCCGCAUGUAUACGGACAUCCAGGAGCCCAUGUUCAGUGCCGCCAGGGAACAGUUUGGCAACAACCCCUUCUCUUCCCUGGCCGGGAACUCCGACAGCUCGUCCUCCCAGCCUCUGCGGACUGAGAAUCGAGAGCCCCUCCCUAACCCCUGGAGCCCCUCGCCCCCCGCCUCCCAGGCCCCCGGGUCCGGUGGGGAGGGCACCGGAGGAUCGGGGACCAGCCAGGUGCACCCGACAGUCUCGAACCCCUUUGGGAUCAAUGCGGCUAGCCUGGGGUCAGGGAUGUUCAACAGCCCGGAAAUGCAGGCCCUGCUGCAGCAGAUCUCUGAGAACCCCCAGCUGAUGCAGAACGUGGUCUCAGCCCCCUACAUGCGCAGCAUGAUGCAGACGCUUGCCCAGAACCCCGACUUUGCCGCUCAGAUGAUGGUGAACGUCCCGCUGUUCGCGGGGAACCCCCAGCUGCAGGAGCAGCUCCGCCUGCAGCUCCCGGUCUUCCUGCAGCAGAUGCAGAACCCGGAGUCGCUCUCCAUCCUCACCAACCCCCGGGCCAUGCAGGCGUUGCUGCAAAUCCAGCAGGGGCUGCAGACCUUGCAGACCGAGGCCCCCGGGCUGGUACCCAGCCUUGGCUCCUUCGGGAUGUCCCGGACGCCUGCGCCCUCGGCAGGCAGCACCGCAGGGCCUGUGCCUGAGGCCCCCACCUCCUCGCCGGCCCCGCCGGCCACAUCCUCUCCAGCUGGGGCUCCCAGCGCCCAGCAGCAGCUCAUGCAGCAGAUGAUCCAGCUUUUGGCAGGAAGUGGAAACUCACAGGUGCAGACGCCGGAAGUGAGAUUCCAGCAGCAGCUCGAGCAGCUCAACGCCAUGGGCUUCAUCAACCGCGAGGCCAACCUGCAGGCCCUGAUUGCCACAGGAGGGGACAUCAACGCAGCCAUCGAGAGACUGCUGGGCUCUCAGCUGUCCUAAUCCUGCGGCUGUGCCUCCCGUCUCUCCCUUCCCUGGAUGCCAGCCUGUGGCUCCCGUCAGCCCUCCCUGCCUUCUUCAGCUUGUCGCCCCUUCCGUCUUCUCCCGUCCCCUCCAGACAGCAGGGUGGCUUUAGUGGCGUCGGUGGGCCCCGACCCCGUAGCUCUGAGAGCUUUGGUUCUACUUCUGCAUCGCUCACAGAAUCUUCUCUCCUGCUCCUGCCUGAGCAGAGCUUUUUAAACGGUUUUCACACUUUUGCUGAUGGGCCCCACAACUGCCUCCUGCAGCCUUUGAACUGCUCUGUGGCCGUGCGCCCGAGUUGAAGGAGGAACUCGCGCUCUGGUUUACUGAAACAGGGUCUUCUGUCUGGACCACUAGGGUUUGCUUCUUAUGUUUACUUGUGGUAACUCUUCCUUCUUUCCCUCUCCAGCCCCUCCCUCCCGCAGCCUAACCAGCGCUAGGAUGCCAUACUUGGAAGGAAGGCCGGGUGGAACAGGCUGGGGGUUUCCUCCUCACCCCUGGUCUGGGUCACUUCCGCCAGCACGUUUUCAGGGGGUCUGUUGGGACUCCCAGGGGAGAUGAGACAGACAACCCUCUGAACAGGGAUUAACGAGCCCUGGGCCAGACCAGGGAAGACUGGCGUGGAAGAGGACAUGAGGUUUUGGAGGAAGGGAAUGGACAAAACAGCCCGAGUAAAAGGCUUGGAAGUUGAAACUGACAGGGAGUGGAAGUGCUAAUUAUUCUUUUAAGAGUCCUGGCAGAGGACACUUAGCGAUAGAUGCUCAUGGAACUGGAGUUGAAAGGGGCUCAAUGAAGCUAACCCGUGUGGCUCACAAAGGCUCACACUGGCUCCGUUUCCUCGAACACACGUGCCGUGUACACACUCACACACAUGUCCGUGGAGCCAGGGCCUGCCCGUGUCCUUCGGUACCCGUGAUUUGAGCCCCCCACAAAAGACGUGAAGAGGAUGGGUGUGUGUGUGGGGGGUGGGUGCAUGCACGCACACACGUGCGUGGGAGUUGAGUGGGUGGGGGGGGUAGAUUCUUGGCUGAUUUCUGGUUCAGAACUUCCUCCUCCAGAGAAGUAGGCAGAAGGGCCAGUCUCGGGCAGGAAUACCUACCGCCCAGAGAGCCAGGCCCCUUGGCCCCUCAAUGCGGGGUGACCCACGGAUAGUAUGGAUACCCUCUCUGAAGCUGCCCGGCUGUGACCAGCUCCCUCAUAGUCAUUGCUUUCGGGGAAUGGUAGAUAGUCUUUCCCUGCAGAGCCCCUGCCCUUUGAGUUUUUCACUCUUUCUUCCAGGCCAGAAAGGGCUAUUUGAGGAAGGAGAGGAGAGGAGAGGGGGGCAGUGGUGCCUUUGAUCUGGAACUGGACAUGGUUGGAGCACAGGAGGCUCGUUUCACCUCCACUGCUACUUAGCCCUGCUGUUUGGACCCGUGGCUGAGAAUAUGGAGGCACAAGGAACAGAAUUUCCUCCCUGUGGGAAAGGGUCCCAAGCAAUCCAGAGAGGAUGUCUGCGUGGCUUCCCUCCCGCCUUCAGCCCCCACACUGGCCUUUGUAAAUAAAUGGUGUGGUCUUUGUGUGA